GCUGGUGAUUUUGAACUGCUGACCUUACGGUCAGGAUGGCUAACUGGUUGGCUUCCCACAUGGUGCCCUACGUCCACAUCACACCUUAAAGAAGCUGAAGAGAAAAUUUUAAAAUGUGUUCCCUGCACGUACAAAAAAGAGCCUGUUCCUAUAUCUAAUGGAAACAAAAUAUGGACCCUGAAAUUCUCUUAUAAUAUUCCAAACAAGACACCACUUGUCCUCCUCCAUGGUUUUGGAGGAGGGCUUGGACUCUGGGCGCUAAAUUUUGAGGAUCUUUCUACCAAUCGGCCUGUUUAUGCAUUUGACCUGCUGGGCUUUGGACGAAGUAGUAGACCCCGGUUUGACAGUGAUGCAGAAGAAGUGGAGAACCAGUUUGUAGAAUCCAUUGAAGAGUGGAGAUAUGCCCUAGGAUUGGACAAGUUAAUCUUGCUUGGACACAACCUGGGUGGGUUCUUGGCUGCUGCUUACGCACUAAAGUAUCCAUCAAGGGUUAAUCAUCUCAUUUUAGUGGAGCCUUGGGGUUUUCCUGAGAGACCUGACCUUGCUGACCAAGACAGACCCAUCCCGGUGUGGAUCAGAGCCUUGGGCGCUGCGCUGACUCCUUUUAACCCUUUAGCUGGCCUCAGAAUCGCAGGACCCUUUGGCUUAAGUUUAGUGCAACGUUUAAGACCCGAUUUCAAGAGGAAGUAUUUAUCCAUGUUUGAAGAUGAAACUGUGACCGAGUACAUCUACCACUGCAAUGUCCAGACUCCAAGUGGUGAAACAGCUUUCAAAAAUAUGACGAUUCCUUACGGAUGGGCAAAAAGGCCAAUGCUCCUGCGAAUCGGUAAAAUGCACGCUGACAUCCCGGUCUCAGUCAUCUAUGGCGCCCGGUCCUGCAUAGAUGGCAACUCCGGCAGCAGCAUCCAGCUGGAUGAGAACAGCACGGCCUUCCACGUGUGCGCGUCUCGGGGCUGA
Echinops telfairi (small Madagascar hedgehog) is the source of this 957-nucleotide messenger RNA. RefSeq names its product abhydrolase domain containing 5, lysophosphatidic acid acyltransferase (gene ABHD5). The annotation marks the transcript as partial. Gene Ontology annotation, biological process: positive regulation of triglyceride catabolic process; negative regulation of triglyceride storage. NCBI's taxonomy places the organism in Eukaryota, Metazoa, Chordata, Mammalia, Afrosoricida, Tenrecidae. The record is from RefSeq and is a predicted model, not a curated record. The transcript has 7 exons. Gene Ontology annotation, cellular component: lipid droplet.